AUGGCGUUCUCUGAAGGUGAUUUUGAGAAAGGGAAGAAGCUCUUCGUUCAAAGAUGUGGACAGUGUCACACCGUUGAAAAAGGUGGUCCACACAAAGUAGGACCCAAUCUAAAUGGUUUGUUUGGACGGAAGACUGGUCAAGCCCCCGGGUAUACCUACACUGCUGCCAACAUUAGUAAAGGCAUUAUAUGGAAUGAGCAGACUCUAUUUGAAUAUUUGGAAAAUCCAAAAAAGUAUAUUCCUGGUACAAAAAUGGUGUUUGCUGGUUUAAAGAAGGAAGCUGAUCGCAAUGAUAUUAUUUCCUACCUUAAAGAAGCAACAAAAUAA
Molecule: messenger RNA, 327 nt
Organism: Schistosoma mattheei
Lineage: Eukaryota; Metazoa; Platyhelminthes; Trematoda; Strigeidida; Schistosomatidae
Source: the annotation of a GenBank genome assembly